This is a messenger RNA of Gossypium arboreum, 965 nucleotides long. RefSeq lists its product as uncharacterized. The transcript has 3 exons. The record is from RefSeq and is a predicted model, not a curated record. Lineage: Eukaryota; Viridiplantae; Streptophyta; Magnoliopsida; Malvales; Malvaceae. Bases 175 to 825 code for a protein of 216 amino acids.
AAACAUACCAUUUUUUGUUUCACACUUUUCACAUUUCUUCUUCUUUUAAAUAUAUCACACCUCUUUUUAUUAGUCCCUCACAAAAAACAAUACAAAACGCUCUAUUUCGAACAUCUUCCGACUAAAAUUUCAUAGAAAUCAGCCUACAAAACUAGCUUCAUCACCUAUUUAAUUAUGCCUUGUUUCAAACUCCCCUUGUUUCUCUUCCUUUCUUCUCUGUUCCUCCAUGCUUCUCUAGCUGAAAUUAUUUGCGAAGAUUUGCCCAACGAUGUUUGCGCGUUUGCGAUAGCAUCUUCGGGGAAGAGAUGCUUGUUGGAAACGGGGCUGGAGAAAAAUGAAAAGGAGGAGUACCAAUGCCGGACAUCGGAGGUGAUGGUGGAGAGAAUGGCGGAGUAUAUCGAGAACGACGACUGUGUGCGGGCUUGUGGGGUUGACAGAAACUCAAUUGGCAUUUCAUCCGAUUCCCUUCUUGAGCCACAAUUCACUGCCAAGCUUUGCGCCCCUGCUUGCUGCCACAAAUGCCCCAACAUUGUCGACCUUUUCUUCAAUUUGGCCGCCGGUGAAGGAGUAUUUUUACCAGAUUUGUGUGAGGCUCAACGCGUCAACCCAAGACGUUCAAUGGUGGAGUUGAUGUCUAGCUCUGGGGCAGCCCUUGGCCCUAUUUCAAGUGAAGCUUCAGCUUUAGCUCCAAGCCCAACUCCUCCUAUUACUAGUGAAGUUCCUGAUUCGAAUGAAGCUUUAGCUUCAAUCCUAAGCCCAUCUUCUAUUUCUAGUGAAGCUUCAUCUUCAACUUCGUCUCCAGGCCCAACUCCUCUGCUAGGAUGAUCAAAUUCCUUUGUCAUUCUUGUUAUUAUUUGAUAAUUGGUUUCAUCAAACUUAUUUUGAUUCGAGAUGUAAAUUGAUUUGAGGAAUAAAUACGGAGUAUGGGGUUUGUUUUUAUGAGUGGAGUUUUAGCAUACAGACAA